Messenger RNA from Stereum hirsutum FP-91666 SS1, 1562 nucleotides. RefSeq lists its product as uncharacterized. Lineage: Eukaryota; Fungi; Basidiomycota; Agaricomycetes; Russulales; Stereaceae. The transcript is spliced from 8 exons. The coding region runs from base 59 to 1360 and encodes 433 amino acids. Gene Ontology annotation, cellular component: mitochondrion; lipid droplet; plasma membrane. Gene Ontology annotation, biological process: glycolipid biosynthetic process. The record is from RefSeq and is a predicted model, not a curated record.
UUUGCAUUCCCGUUCGCAAACGUACCCUUCGUCGUCGAAUUUCUUGAGCUUUUAAAUCAUGACUACGCCCACAGAACGUGCUACAAAUGCGUAUGACUUCGUCAUUUUUGGCGCCACAGGUUUCACAGCUGGCUUCGUCCUCGAAGAAAUAGCUCAGCACGUUCGACUUCCACCUGACUUUACGUGGGCCCUUGCAGGACGAAAUGAGCAGUCACUUUUGAAGAUUGCGGAGAAGUACUCGAGCAACAGUAGUGUGCCUCAACCGGAUAUAAUCAUUGCGGAUGUGAAGACGGAGAAGGGACUAUUGGAGAUGGCACGUUCAGCGAAACUCGUACUGAACUGUGUCGGCCCGUAUCGAUAUCUUGGAGAGCCUGUCGUCAGAGCAUGCAUCGAAGGGCGUGCGGACUACCUGGAUUUGUGCGGUGAACCAGAGUUCAUUGAGCGAAUGUCGUUAGAGUACCAUGAGAAAGCCGUGGAGGCCGGCGUCACAAUUUUGCAUGCAGCCGCAUUUGACUCCGUUCCAUGUGAUCUAGGUGUCCUUGAGAUGAAGCGAGCUUUGCUAGAGCGAGGUGCCACUCCCUCGUCCAUCGAGGCUUUCUUCCGCGUGAACACCGAGUCGUCUUUUGCCAUCCACUAUGCAACAUAUGAAGCCGCUGUCCUCGGGUUUGGCAGCGGUGGCACGGAACUUGGUCGUAUCAGGAAAGCACUUGCCAAAGUGCGGCCGAAACCUUCUGCUAUUGGAUCUUUCAAGGCCAAAUUUGGAGCCUUAGGCGUGAAGAAAGAUCCUAGGACCGAAGGGUGGAUCAUCCGAUACUUCUUCGCAGAUCCUUCUGUCGUCCGACUAUCACAAUCUCUCGACAUUCACGUUGGAGGCUCUUCUGUACUUCCGCCCGUCCACUUCGCGGCAUAUCUCGUUAUCCAGUCGACUUGGGCCCUUGCUUUGUUGGUUUUCUACUUCACGAUAUUCCAGUUCCUGACCGGCAGAGCGUGGGGCAGAAAUCUGCUCUUGAAGUAUCCGAAGGUCUUCACUGCGGGAUUAGCGUCGAAAGAAGGCCCAACCUCGGCGCAACUUGCCGGAGCCUCGUUCACAGAAACAUUUUAUGCCAAAGGUUACUCGAACACAUCCUCCAUAACUGGUCCACCUGAUGUAACACUUGUCGGACGUAUCACCGGACCUGAACCAGGUUAUGUUGCGACGCCUAAACUUUUUGUCAAGUGCGCCUUGACUAUGCUGCGUUCGCGGAAUGGGCAUCGAAUGAUCAACGGUGUGUUGACGCCCGCGGUGCUGUUCAGAGAUGUGAGACUCUUGGAUGAGAUGAAAGCGGAGGGUUGGCUGGGGUGGAACGUGGUGGAUGGUUGAUCAUAUUGCUGGUUAUGAUAUAGGAUUCGAGAAACUGAUGCGUCCUUUAUGCUCUCGAUUGUCUUGGAACUCAGUAGUCUCCAGAUCCCAUCCGAAGUCUCCCGGACAAUUCUUGGGUUUUCAGCUCGUGGCGGGCGGGGUGUGAAUUCGGGCAACCUGAUGACCAUGAUGCCGAUGUCGAUUCCCAACUGGCGCACAUCCG